AUGGUACCAGAAAGAUUGUAUACUUUACCACAGAGAAAGAGGAAGGAAUCGUUAGAUACUCUACGUAAUCAUCCUAUAUCACAACACAACCCUCAUAUCGCCCAAUCACACACUCACCACCAAUCUUCUCCCACUCUGUCAAGAGACACUAAAACGCCUACGCCACGCCAAAGGGAGCUACACCCAUAUGGUCAGCAACAACACCAGAAAAACGAAAUCAAACCCUCGACAACCAAAGGAAGGGAUAUCAGAACACCAAAACCCAUCUCGAAAGAACCACCUCCAGAAAGUAGAGAAGAACGGCACAAUCGUGUUCGUAAGCUAUCUUCGAGGGAAGUACUGUAUCCUACACCGGAAGCUGCCAAGGAAGCUUUCAGAGCUGAAAGAGCUAUGAACCCCCCUUCAAAGCAUCGUAGACCACCUACACCAUACACGUCUUCAAGGAGGGCAUCGAGUGUGCGUAGGGUGGAAAGUGAUCGAUCGAUAAGAUCUAGAGUAUCAUUCGAUUCUACCAGAUCAAGAAGAUCCAAUCGAUCAAAUAGAUCCAAUAGGUCAGGAAGGACAUAUGAUUCCGAUUCCGAUUCGGAUGGUACGAUGGGGAGUAAAUGGGAACCUUCAUUUGGGAGUAACGUGGGAAUCGGACCUGCAGGAGAGGCCAUCGAGGUUAUUGGCUUAGGGAGGAAGAAACCUAGACACCGAACGUUCAAUGCUGGAAUGCUGAAACCCGCUUUGAGAAGUACAUCGAGAUUGAUUUCUACAGUCGAUUUGAACCAAAAUGUACAGUCAUCAUCGACCAAAAGAGAAAAACCAUUACCUAGUAGACCAAUGUCUUACGUCGCACCUCUCGUCAACUCGUUAUCCAAAGUUACGGCUCCGGCUGGAAAGAAAAUCCAAAAGAGAUCAUCUCAUCAACCUACUCCUACACCUUUUGAGCACAAUCAUAAUGGCAAUCCUCUGUUAGGAGCCUCUUCAUCAGUCACGCCUACUUCUCGAAGUGUAUCCAGAAAUAAUGGCAAUGAAAACGGAAUCCGCUCACUCUUUUCAUCACUUUCCCUAGGUCCAAAUUACAACACGGCCUCUAGUUCACGACAUGAUAUAGUCGACAGCAACUCCUCACUACUUAACAGCGGUGUGGGCACCGGCACCAGAUCUACCAAUAUUGCACCGUCGAGGGCAUCCAGAAGACACUUGAUCACACCUGCGGACGACUUGCAUUCGUACCUUCGACAUGCCGAGGUUCAGUCCUGGGACAGAUGGCCACUUACUCCUGCUUCUCAAAAGAGAGGUCUGGGAUUGUGGGGAGGUAAGCGAUCGCUAGGUUUUGACGAGAUGAGCUGGGAAUGGCAUAGACGACUGGAGCUGGCUGAAGAGGCCAGAAUCCAAGGGAGGAUGUUGGGAAGUUGGGAAAUGCAGAGUCGGUGGGAGAAAGGGAUACUUGAUUGGCUUGAUGAGAACGUACCGAACUAUCCUAUUGAUAUGGCUAAUCGAUGGGGCACUCAAAUAUUCGCUCUACCAGCUGAAGGGUUCGAUACGCUCGAAUUCUUUGACGAAACGAUAAACCAAGCUGAAGAUUAUGGUUUACUCAGCUGGGUGACCGGAACACUCUUACAAACCGCCGUAUCCACCUUACACAUGUUGCGAUACUCCUCUUCGACCUUUACAUUCCAUCUAAUUCCAUCACCUAGACCACCACAUCUCCCUCAUUCCUCCUCACCGCCUAUGACCAGGGGUAAGAAUCAUUUCCUGUGGGAAGGCUUCGGUACCAUGGUCUUGGUAAAUAAGAACAACGAUAUUGAUCGAGCGAUGAUAUUGGAGAUCAGACCUCCUUCUGUCGUCGACUCGAGCGUUAUGAAAGAGUUCGCCAGAGGUAAGAAUGGUGAGGGUUGGUGGGGAUUUUAUGGAGAUACAUGUGUGGGUGAAGUUGGUCAGGCAAAUUUGCUACAAGCUCAGGUAUAUGACGAUUGUAUACAAAACCAAUGUCAUUUCUUCGCGGUGACAAAUUUGAAGUAUUGGGUUUUUGGCCAAUUUAAUUCCAACUGGUCCCGAUGUACCGUCAGUCCAGUUAUCCACCGUCAAGCUAGAGAUCCAUCUUUGAUGCAGUGUCUUACUGCUUGGGUUGUGAGAUCUGUUGAUGAGCGACCACGAGCUGGUGAGAAUCAUAGCAUCAUGUCAUCUCAGCUCCCCACUCCACCCCAGGAGAAUGAACGGGAACAUGGAAGACAUCGAAGAUCACAAUCACGUCCAUCUGAUGUACCCUCUUACUCCGAGAACGUUCGAUCACGAAGAUCCAACUCCCGAUCUUCGUUCUCCUUACCACCAAAUCCACAAGGAUACGAUUAUUCCUCGCCAGCACCUUACCCUCAACCCAACAUGGGUCCCACACCCGUCUACCCAAUCAGUACGCCCAAUGGCACGCAGACUGUAUUCCCGGUAAACAUGAAUAUGAACGUGCCCAACGAUUAUUCCUAUGGAUUACCAGCUUACUCCGAUAUCCCCCAUUCUCAUCCUCAAUCUGCAAUGUCACCGUCACCUUACAGCCAGCCUACCCCAGGACCAGGAGGCAUGAUGUUCCCGCAGUGGAAUGGGAUGCAUGUCAAUGGGACUUCAAGAGCGUUCAGUCCUGCGCCGGCUCCUCAACAUACUGGUACGCCCAUGCCAUACAAUUUCGGCAAUAGUUGGUAUGGUGGUGGAGGAGGCAUGUUCCCUUGGGCAGGGAUGAGGUGA
Kwoniella mangroviensis CBS 8507 is the source of this 2724-nucleotide messenger RNA. RefSeq lists its product as uncharacterized. The transcript is spliced from 7 exons. Bases 1 to 2724 code for a protein of 907 amino acids. The record is from RefSeq and is a predicted model, not a curated record. Lineage: Eukaryota; Fungi; Basidiomycota; Tremellomycetes; Tremellales; Cryptococcaceae.